Molecule: messenger RNA, 3375 nt
Organism: Cyprinus carpio (common carp)
Lineage: Eukaryota; Metazoa; Chordata; Actinopteri; Cypriniformes; Cyprinidae
Gene: ptk2aa
Product: focal adhesion kinase 1-like
Exons: 29
Biological process (GO): protein phosphorylation; signal complex assembly
Cellular component (GO): cytoskeleton; focal adhesion
Molecular function (GO): protein tyrosine kinase activity; ATP binding
Source: RefSeq, a predicted model, not a curated record
CUGAAAUGUGUGAAUGUUUGUGUUUGCAGGUGAAGAAUGACUACAUGCUGGAGACUGCGGAUCUGGUGGAGCAGGAGGUCGCGCUGAAGCUGGGGUGUCUUGAGAUCAGGAGAUUCUACAGAGAGAUGAGAGGAAACGCUCUGGAUAAAAAAUCCAACUAUGAGCUGCUCGAAAAGGACGUUGGACUACGACGGUUCUUCCCCAAAAGUUUGUUGGAAUCGGUUAAGGCCAAAACGCUGAGGAAACAGAUCCAGCAAACCUUUAAGCAGUUCGCAAACCUGAACGACGAGCAGAGCAUACAGAAGUUCUUUGAGAUCCUGCGCCCGUCUCCAGAUGCGACCAAGUAGUGCUUCGCUGUGCUAUCUGGGGGUACUUGGGUCAUACAAGUGGAUCUCGCUAUCGGUCCAGAGGAGGGAAUCAGUUACCUGACAGACAAGGGUUCCACGCCGACACAUCUGGCCAACUUCACGCAGGUGCAGAGCAUCCAUUACUCCUGCGUGGAGGAGAAGGAGAGGAAGGGCGUCUUACAGCUGGACGUGGCAGGAGCCGCUGAGCCUCUCACCAUCAGCACGCCUUUCUUCGCCACCGCUGAGAACAUGGCCGACCUCAUCCACAUACACUCUCCCCCUCAACAACCCCCACACACACCCCCACAUCCACACACCAUAAAAAACACAAAGGGGGAAAGAGCUCUUCCAUCCAUUCCAAAACUUGCCAACAAUGAGAAGCGUCUGGAGGGGAUCCGGGCAGGAGUUCGUGCCAUCUCUGUUUCAGACUCGGUGGUUCAGACGCCCACCAAAGCUGCUAAAGCUCGGCGCUUUCUCCUUCCGUUUGUCCUCUGUUCCCAUGAUUCUCCUCCUAAGGAAGAUCUUAGCGGAGAUGAAACAGACGACUACGCAGAGAUCAUAGAUGAGGAGGACACCUACACCAUGCCCUCCACCGAAUGCUAUGGAUUAGACGCAGCUCAGGACUAUGAGAUCCAGCGGGACAGAAUUGAGUUGGGACGGUGUAUCGGCGAGGGCCAGUUUGGUGAUGUCCACCAAGGGGUUUACAUCAGUCCGGAGAAUCCAGCAUUAUCAGUGGCCAUUAAGACGUGUAAGAACUGCACUUCAGACAGCGUGCGUGAGAAGUUCCUGCAGGAAGCUCUGACAAUGCGGCAGUUUGACCAUCCGCACAUUGUGAAGUUGAUUGGAAUAAUCACUGAAAAUCCCGUCUGGAUCAUCAUGGAGCUGUGCACGCUUGGAGAGUUGAGGUCAUUCUUGCAAAUAAGGAAGUACAACCUCGAUCUGUCCGCGCUGAUUCUGUUUGCCUACCAGCUGAGCACAGCGCUGGCGUACCUGGAGAGCAAACGCUUCGUGCACAGGGACAUCGCUGCCAGGAACGUGUUGGUGUCUUCCACGGAUUGUGUGAAACUUGGGGAUUUCGGUCUUUCCAGAUACAUGGAGGACAGUUCCUAUUAUAAAGCUUCUAAAGGGAAACUGCCCAUCAAAUGGAUGGCUCCUGAAUCCAUAAACUUCCGUCGGUUUACCUCAGCCAGCGACGUCUGGAUGUUUGGUGUGUGUAUGUGGGAAAUCCUCAUGUUCGGCAUCAAGCCCUUCCAGGGCGUGAAGAAUAAUGACGUGAUCGGGCGGAUAGAGAACGGCGAGAGGUUAGCGAUGCCCCUGAACUGCCCUCCGACCCUCUACAGCCUGAUGACCAAAUGCUGGGCGUACGACCCCAGCAAACGCCCGCGCUUCACCGAGCUCAAGACUCAGCUCAGCACUAUCCUGGACGAGGAGAAGGCCCAGCAGGAGGAGCGUUUCCGUAUGGAGAUGAGGAGACAGGUCACCGUGUCCUGGGACUCUGGGAAUUCAGACGAGGCGCCUCCUAAGCCCAGCAGACCUGGUUACCCGAGUCCUCGAUCCAGUGAUGGCUAUUUCCCAAGCCAACACGCAACAAAUAAUAAUUUUGUCCAGGGGUCUGGAUAUCCUGGCGCACACGUGCCCGGUGCGGGAUACCCGCCGCAAGCCUCCGUCCUCGACCCGCAUGAAACAUGGAACCAUCACAGACAGGAGGUGCCUGUGUGGUCUCCAAACAUGGAGGAUGGGGGCGCUCUGGGGCGGAGUCAGGGGAUGCCCGCCCACCUGAUGGAGGAGACGCUCAUCAAACAGCAGCAGCAGAUGGAGGAGGACCAGAGAUGGCUGCAGCAGGAGGAGAGCUUCCUGAAGCCGGAGUCGAGGAACUCGAGGGGCAGCAUCGACCGCGAGGACAGCGCUCUCCAGGCCCCGAUGGGGAAGCAGCACAUUUAUCAGCCCGUGGGUAAAGCAGGUACGAGCACAGACACUCCUGAAUGCACAUUUUCAAUACAAAUCCAGCCUCAGGAGAUCAGUCCUCCUCCCACAGCAAACCUGGACCGCUCCAGUGAUAAGGUGUAUGAGAACGUGACGGGGCUGGUGAAGGCCGUGAUCGAGAUGUCCAGCCGCAUCCAGCCCGCGCCGCCCGAGGAGUACGUCCCCAUGGUGAAGGAUGUUGGACAGGCGCCCAUGACACCACCAACCACUCACAAAGAGACCAUACCAUUCUCACACUCCAACAAUCAAAUAGACUCCAUACUCGCCUCAAGAUGCACGGAGCCCUUAAUGCUUUCUUUGUUUUGCCUGCAGUUGUAUUUGGAUGAAUUAUGCAGCUCUGUGUGUGUGUGUGUGUGUGUGUGUGUGUGUCAGAUCGAGAUGGCUCAGAAGCUGCUGAACUCGGACCUGGCGGAGCUCAUCAGUAAGAUGCGUCUGGCGCAGCAGUACGUCUUGACCAGCCUGCAGCAGGACUACAAGAAGCAGAUGCUGACCGCGGCUCACGCGCUCGCCGUGGACGCCAAGAACCUGCUGGACGUGAUCGACCAGGCGCGGCUGAAGAUGCUGGCCUCCUCUAUGCUGGAUCAUCAGCCGGACCUUCAGCACAGAGAUCGGUGGAUAUCGCAGAUGUAUUGUUUUAUAACCGUUAGCAGCAUCAUGUUUUAUUUUGUAUCCAGAAAUGAACUUUCUCAGCGCUGGAGAAUCUGCAACUGGAACCCAGCGGACUCCAAUGAAAACGGUUUUCCAAUGAUCCAAAGGCUUCUUGACGUCACAGAUGACUUUAUAGAGUUGAUCUCAGACUUCGGUGAUCAAGGUGCUUGAACAGCAUCCUCUGAGAAACUCAGGGGUUCGACGCCAGUCUCGUGAACAGACUCACAGUCAUGUUUAACACAUCUUUUAAAGAGUCACAGCUAUUGUAUGAAACAGAGGGAAAUUCCAAUGCGAAUAUAGUCACAUAUCAGAGCACAUAUUGAUCAAUUAUAAUCAAAGCUGCCUUCUGAAUUCAUUUCAAGAGACUUAAUUCUGUCAAAUCAUGUCAUGUUGUUGU